AUGUCUCGAUUUGCUGACCCUGUCUCUGAUAGUUACAUUUCUGAUUUCGUUGAAUCGGUUAAACCUCAAAAUACUAAGCGGCAUGAAGAUUGGGUGAAAAAUUUAUGGUUUGAAUGGUCAUGUAAUCGUGAAAAAUUAACUGACCAUGAAAAACCUCCAUCCACAGUUGCUGAGCUUCAAAUUGAAAAUUGUUAUGAUUGGGUAAAAAAGUUCAUUGUUGAAGUCAGAGCUAGCGAUGGAAAGGAGUAUGGACCUACUUCAAUCAAAUGUAUCGCUGCAGCUCUUUACCGAUUGAUGAAAGCUAAAGGCUUCAAAGGACCGAGUUUCCUAUCAAGAAACUCACCUGUUUUGCCUGUUGUUGAUGCUAAAUUGAAAACAUUGAAAGCUAAAGGUGUUGGUUUAGAGGUGAAAAGAGCCGAUGUAAUUGAAGUGGCUGAUGAAGUUAAAUUAUGGUCCUCUGGGGUAUUAAAUAUGGAUACCUCUCAAGGCCUUUUAAAUGCCGUUUUCUUUUAUAAUGGCAAGGUUUUGGCCCUUCGUGGCAGGAGUGAACAUUACAACUUACAAAUAGAGCAAUUCAAUUUCAAAGUUGACGGUGAAGGUAAAUUUUAUGUAGAAUUUUGGCCGCUGGUUAGGAAGACUAAUCAAGGAACAACAAAACAUUCAAAAAUACGGUCAGAAUGCCUCAAACAGUUUGAUACUCAAGCAAAAAACUCGUAUUAUAAGCUUUUAAAGCUGUAUAUAAGUAAGUUACCAGAAAAAUCUGGUAAUUUAUACCGGAGAGCAAUUUCUGGUAAAGAUGGACCAAAAUAUGGACUUCAAGUUGUUGGUAUAAAUACUAUUGGUUCUAUGCUGAAGAAAAUGUUUGGUGAAGCUGGCAUAGUUGAUGAUCGUGUCAUCAGCAACCACGGCCUCAGAGCAACAGCAGCUACAACAAUGUUUGAGUCUGGGUUUAGUCAACGGACUAUUUCAAUUCGUACUGGUCAUAUUUCAAAUGCAGUCAACAAUUAUAUACGUGACAACAAAAUUACAAAUCAAGCUGUUUCUGCUUGCCUUGAGCCAGUAAGUUCAAAUGUGGCUCUAGAAUCAGAAUCUCUAGAAUCAGAAUCUCUCCAAUCAGAAUCUCUCCAAUCAGAAUCUCUCCAAUCAGAAUCCCUUCAAUUAGAAUCCCUACAAUCAGAAUCUCUUGAAAUUGAAGAAAUAAAAAAUUUCAAUUCACCUCGAAAAAGGUCAUCAGAUGAAACUGAUGGACCUAUUACAAUUGAAUUGAGUCGUGGCUCGAAACAUUUGAAAAUUACAAUGUAA
Molecule: messenger RNA, 1302 nt
Organism: Tetranychus urticae (two-spotted spider mite)
Lineage: Eukaryota; Metazoa; Arthropoda; Arachnida; Trombidiformes; Tetranychidae
Source: RefSeq, a predicted model, not a curated record